AUGCAAAAUUAUGGCGAGGCGGGAAUCCUAAGCGCAAUUCUAGGAAAUAUCUUCGUUAACAUCGCCAUUAAUAUCCAUAGACAUGCUAAAAAACGAUUGGUGACAUUUGCUAUUCAUGGACCUCCACAAGUCAAAUUUCACGAUCGGCUAUGGUGGCUUGGCCUGGUUUUGCUAGUCUUUGGCGAAAUAACCAACUUUGCCGCGUACGGGCUGGCACCGGCCUCGGUAGUCAGCCCGCUCGGCGUGUUCUCAGUGAUAUCAAACUGUGUCAUUCUGCCAAUUCUUUUUGACAAAACACCCCACAUAGAAACGGUAACCGGGACAGUGAUUGCGAUGCCGGGAAUUCUCCUCUUAAUUAUCGCUGCCCCGAGUCUUUCAGUUCCACCUGAUGGCCCGCAAUUUGGACCCAUUGUCACGCCCUACAUCGUGAUCAAUCUGGUCGCUUGUAUAGGGCUCGCAUUUGCGCGUCUGCUGGCAAAAAACGACCCUGCUAAGCAGUUCUUUCCCAAUGUCGGAAUGUGCGCUUUGAUGGGGUCUUUUUCAGUGCUGGCCAUCAAGGGCAUGAGCUUAUCCAUCGUUGGACAUCAUAAGGAGAUCAGUGCCCCCAUGUGCUUGGUGAUCUUUCUCGGGACUACGAUUCUCCAGUUUUCGAUAUUAAUUGAGACUCUACAACAUUUUGCGAUGCACCAGGUAGUCCCGCAUCACUUCAUCAUGUUUACGGCUCUAGUCACAAUCGGUUCCAAUGUGCUAUUUCACGAGUUCUCAAUCUCGACCUCAGUUGCUAAGAUUGAGUUCGCUUUUGGCGCGCUGCUUUCAAUCGUGGGCGUGUUGAUCUCGGCAAGACCCCACGAGCACCAACGAAAGCUCUCAAUAGCCAUGGCAAGGCGCCGCUCGCGUGGUGUUGGAUUCAAAGCCACGGAGGCGGCGAGAUCGCCGCAGAAGAAAGCGACGAAACGGUCCUCAAUCCGCGCCUACGCCAGGAUCGUCUGA
Molecule: messenger RNA, 990 nt
Organism: Wickerhamiella sorbophila
Lineage: Eukaryota; Fungi; Ascomycota; Dipodascomycetes; Dipodascales; Trichomonascaceae
Product: NIPA-like protein 2
Exons: 3
Coding region: 1-990 (329 amino acids)
Biological process (GO): magnesium ion transport
Cellular component (GO): membrane
Molecular function (GO): magnesium ion transmembrane transporter activity
Source: RefSeq, a predicted model, not a curated record